AAGAAUUGCUCACAUUGGUUGGAACUGACUCUAGACGGCAGCACCAGAAGGUCCCAGUUGACGACAACAUAAUUACGAAGCGGCCCCUCCCGUCUACUGCUCUGCCAGACAGUAAUAAUGGGCAAACAGCGCCCACGUUACAAUGAGAGGGCACGAGCUUCGUCUCACUUGGCAAAGACAGCCAAACCACAUCCCCAUGCUCGAGACGGAGGCUUGAAAAAGAAGCGAAAGAGUGCUACUGAACCCGCGGCGAUAUCUGAAGCGUCUAGCGUCACUCUCAUAACAGAAACCUCUACUAGCAGUAUCACAAACGAAGACAAUGUCGAGUAUUCUGCCUCCAAGACGGACGUUCCUAUUGUGCUCGUUCCAGGAGAGAAGGGGCCAUCGGGAGAGGAAGACAAGAAAACACUAGACCUGAGCUUGCUAGAAGAGGAGCCAACCGGAAAAUUAACGUCCAAAAAGCGAAAAAGAUUGGAAAAGUUUAUCGAGAAGCAAUUGAAGAAGGAGGAGAGAGUAAAGCUACUGCAAAAGUUGAGCGAGCAAAGCUUUUCGUCGGAGCUUUUACGGUCGAGUAAGGCUCUAGGACAGAAUAAAUUGACUGCUCGUGAAAAACUGCGGCAAGCGCUCCUAGAAGAGCGUGCUGGAAUCUCUCGUUCGGAUUUAGGGGUGCGCCUUCUCGUAGAAAAGGACUUUGACGAUGAGGCGGAUGCGGCAUUGGACGGAGUAGCAGCAGAUGUAGUAGAUAGCAAGAAGGACACAGUCCUGGCUGUAAACGAUAAAGCUAGCCACGGCCAGACAAGCGCGGUAGAUGUCCCACUUGCCAGAGAACAACCGGAACCGCUUGGAAUAGUGUCGCGAGCGUUUGGAAAAGUCCCACCGGCACCAGCGUCCGUGGAAGUUUUUGAGGAAUAUGGAGGUGCUACGAAAAAAGAUGAAGAAAAUCCCUCCGCUGGAUUUGGAGCUGCGCUGAAAAGUUCUCAAAGCACUGCCGUACUAAGCUUUGGAGCCGCAUUGAAGAGAAAAGCUCCGGAAGAUGGUGUAGAAGGUGAGCAACCUGAGCUGACGAUACCCAAGCGGAAAAAGAAAAAGCAAAAGAAAAAAGCCGUGCCGGUCAAUAAAGAGCCACAUGGUAGCGAUUCGGAAGGCGAAGAAGUAAACCACACAGAGGAGGAAGGCGCUGGUGGUGCGAAAAAGGAUAUCUGGGCGGCAGACGUGGUGGUGGGCGAACAUUUGAACUCUACAAAGUUGAAUGGCUCAACACAAAAGCAGCCUAUUAGUGCAACUACUUCCAACACCCCUAAAACAACCUCUAAGCAGCAAGAAGCACCAAACACUUCGUCCAAGCCAAUAUUUCAUGUCCCGGUCGAUCGCCCCGAGUCUGUACAGCUUACCCGUAUCUCGCUUCCUGUUGUGAUGGAGGAACAGCCUAUUAUGGAAGCUAUCCUUAACCAUGACGUGACAAUCCUCUGUGGUGAAACCGGUUCCGGAAAGACAACGCAAGUACCGCAAUUUCUCUAUGAAGCCGGGUUCGGUGACCCAACGCAUCCACAAUUCCCUGGCAUGGUCGGUGUGACACAACCUCGGCGAGUAGCAGCUGUUUCAAUGGCCCGGCGUGUUGCCGAUGAGAUGGCCUUGAAGAAUGGAGAAGUGGCUUAUCAGAUUCGAUAUGAUAAAGGAUCUACGGGUCGUAAUACACGGAUCAAGUUUAUGACAGAUGGUAUCCUGCUAAGAGAGCUUAGUGUCGCUGCUGGAGGGGAAACACAAUCUAAGAAGAAAGCGGCAGAUGGACCAGCGGAUCUCCUUCUAUCAAAGUACUCGUGUAUCAUUAUUGAUGAGGCCCACGAGCGAACAGUUGGGACGGAUGUGCUGAUAGGGUGGUUGACACGCAUCGCUGCUCUACGAAAUUCGGGGAAGGUGGCAGGUGUCAAGCCAUUGAAACUAGUCAUUAUGUCUGCAACCCUUCGAGUCGAGGAUUUUACCAUGAAUCAGACGUUGUUUGCAGCAAAUGACAAACCACCCGUGGUAAAAGUGGAUGGACGACAACACAAGGUGGUGAUUCACUAUAAUAAACGUACCCCCGAACUCGAUUAUGUUACUGAAGCAUUCAAAAAAGUUUCCAAAAUCCAUAAUCAACUCCCACAAGGCGGCAUUCUUGUCUUUUUAACCGGUCAACAAGAAAUCCAAGUACUUGUCCGUAAAUUACGAAAAGCAUUUCCUCUCCAUAAGCCAAAGGAGGUUGAACGAAAUAGACUGGAGGAGACGUUCGCAGAGAAGGGUACCAAGGGAAAUGCAAACAUGUUUGAUGAAGCGGAUGGAGAUGUAGACAUGGAAACGGGGCCGGAUGAUUACAACGAAGGCGAGAGUGAUGUCGAAAAUAUGGACGAGGAUGACGAAGAAGAGGAGGUUGAAAUUCUUGGGGGACUGAGUGAUGACGAGAAUGAACCUGAACCGCUCAUUACUCCAAGAAAGUUUGGGGAGCAAGCUGCACCAUUGCAUGUGUUACCCCUGUAUUCACUGCUGCCAACGGCGGCUCAGAUGAGAGUGUUUGAGGCACCCCCGGCUGGGUCGCGGCUUGUUGUUAUUGCUACCAACGUCGCGGAAACGUCCUUAACCAUUCCCGGAAUCAAGUAUGUAGUAGAUUGUGGGAAAGUGAAAGAGCGCCGGUACGAUGCAAAUUCUGGAGUGCAAACAUACCAAAUAUGUUGGACAUCUCGUGCCUCAGCUGACCAAAGAGCUGGGCGAGCAGGACGUGUUGGCCCAGGCCAUUGCUACCGUCUCUUCAGCUCGGCAGUCUUCAACGAUUACUUUGAACAAUUCUCUCAACCUGAAAUCCUUCGGGUCCCAAUUGAAGGCGUGGUCCUGCAAAUGAAGAGCAUGGGAAUAAACAACGUCGUCGGUUUUCCUUUCCCGACCCCACCAGGCAAAGAGAAUCUCAAGGCUGCUGAGAAGCUAUUGUUGCAUCUAGGAGCAGUUGACACUGACUCGAAUAUUUUAAAGAUAACUGAACUUGGCAAAUUGAUGGCAAAGUUCCCAGUUUCGCCACGGUUCGCAAAGAUGAUCAUUGUCGCUGCUUCUCAAACCGAGAAUAUCUUACCCUAUGUCAUCGCGAUUGUGUCUGGGCUCUCCGUAGGUGACCCGUUCAUCAGGGACGAGGAUAUUGUUGGGAAAGAGCAAGAAGAAAGCGAUGAAGAUGAUGACGAUGCAGAGGAGGAGAAGGAACGCCGCUCAAAGAAACGAUCUGCAUUUUGGAAGACAAUGGCAACAUUUUCCGGGAACCCACCGACGUCUGACGCGCUUCGACUUCUCACUGCCAUUGGUGCUCACACAGCCGAAUAUUCCCGAUCCACCUCCCUCGCCGAAAAGUUUUGUGAAAAGCACUUUCUUCGUCCAAAGGCAAUGGACGAAAUGCGUAAAUUGCGCGGCCAAUUGACCAAUCUCGUCAAGAUGGCUUUGGGGGAUAAUGGUCGUUACCCAUCUGUGCGGGAUUUAUGUGUGGAUCCACGAUUGCCGCCUCCUAAUCCUCGACAGGCGGCUGCAAUCCGACAGGUGUUAUUGUCAGGAUUUGCGGACAGGGUUGCUAGGCUUGACGAUGAGGCCAGCAAGGGCUGGGGCGGCAAAAAGUGUGUUCCUGUGUACCGCACAAUGUGGGGAGGAAAAAAUGAGGUGUGCCAGAUUCACCCAUCAAGCUGUCUCCAUCGGGAACGGCCAGCGCCACGGUACGUGAUUUACGACGAGCUUAUUGGGAAGGAAGAGAAGAUCUCUGCCGACAACGCCGGAGUGAUUUCAAUGCGUGCAAAUGCGAACGUGACAGCUCCGGACGGUACCUCAAUCAAAAAGCAUUGGUUGAAAGGCGUUUCCUCGAUUGAAGAUAUAUGGAUAUCCGUGGUGGCUCCUCGCCAUCUUUGUCGAAUGGGCAAGGUGAUGGAGCAACCUGAGCCACGGUAUGACGGUGCCAUGGACAAAAUUGUAGGAUACUGUAUUCCAAACUUUGGGCCAAAAAUGUGGGAUUUACCUCCUCGGGAAAUGGAAUUACCAAGGUUGGAGGACAGAUGCAAGUGGUUUGCACGCAGCUUGAUGGAGGGGAAGGUCGUCCUCAUGGAGCAAAAGGGGAAGAGUAAACGGAAGGGCAAGCGAAUGAAUGGGGGACAAGAAACAAGAGAAGUUUUUGCAAAACUGGCUCCAUUUGUUACGACAAAGACUGUCACAAUAACAAAGAGCUGGGGAAAGAGCCAAACGAAGGUUGGGAACUUGGUUGAUACGAUGGUGACGGCCGGUAUUGAUUCCAAAGCAAAGUUGAUUUCCCAAUGGCGCCAAAACCGCACCUUUUUGCUGACCCAAUACCUUGCUUUCAUCCCCGACGACUUUCAUGCAUGCCUUUCCCAAAAUUGGCCACCUGCUGUCUUAUACAACCGAGAUGAGGACGACGCAGCUAGUGAUGCCAUUAGAAUAGGCGAGUUGCUACGUGGGGUUGAAGAGAUUUGUGCGGUUGCUAGAGGACGUAGGGAUGAGAGAGAUUUUGGGAGAGCCGAGAGUGAGAGUGAAGGAGAUAGCGAUUUUUAGAAUGGAAGUAUUUAUAUGUGUAUAGGUUGUAUUUAGCAUAUAGCUUUUUCCUUAAUUCUGAUACAUGAUUGUCUGACAAACA
Spizellomyces punctatus DAOM BR117 is the source of this 4642-nucleotide messenger RNA. RefSeq lists its product as uncharacterized. Gene Ontology annotation, biological process: maturation of SSU-rRNA from tricistronic rRNA transcript (SSU-rRNA, 5.8S rRNA, LSU-rRNA). The record is from RefSeq and is a predicted model, not a curated record. Gene Ontology annotation, cellular component: nucleolus; intracellular anatomical structure. NCBI's taxonomy places the organism in Eukaryota, Fungi, Chytridiomycota, Chytridiomycetes, Spizellomycetales, Spizellomycetaceae. Gene Ontology annotation, molecular function: ATP binding; RNA binding. The transcript has 5 exons. The coding region runs from base 118 to 4560 and encodes 1480 amino acids.